Acaulospora colombiana is the source of this 321-nucleotide messenger RNA. Lineage: Eukaryota; Fungi; Glomeromycota; Glomeromycetes; Diversisporales; Acaulosporaceae. The record is from the annotation of a GenBank genome assembly.
AUGAAUGGCUCAGAUGAUCGAGGAGUUACCGAUGUACCACCGUGCAGAGAUAAUGGUCUAAUGAUAAUGCAUUUAACAGAGGGUGAGUCCGAAAUUCAUAUUCACCUUCCCGCCUCCCCAUUGACGUGCACCAGAAAAGUCAAUCGUUCCAUUGAAAGAGGUUUAGGAAUCGGUGGACACUAUGAAAUAACAUCUUCCAAUGAUUCCGGUUAUCGCGACAAUGCAUUAACUGCACCGCCCGAAUCUGCGAUUCCCAUUAUGGUUAGAUUACUGCCGUUAAUUUCUUCACGCUCGGUUAAUCAGGAAUCGGAGGAUGGUUGA